Dreissena polymorpha is the source of this 2964-nucleotide messenger RNA. RefSeq names its product cubilin-like. Bases 146 to 1285 code for a protein of 379 amino acids. The record is from RefSeq and is a predicted model, not a curated record. The transcript has 9 exons. Lineage: Eukaryota; Metazoa; Mollusca; Bivalvia; Myida; Dreissenidae.
UAUAGUCGUGUUAGACAGCACAUUGCUACAUGAUCGUUCAUGAAUGUAAUUCACUAAAAUGUAUUGAUGAUGUGUAUUAAGAUUUGGAUUGAUAAAUAGACAUUUAAUUGUUACUAAUGCCAGAACAGAGUGUUAUGCUCUCACAAUGUAUACACUUCAAACGACAAUUUUGUUUUUCUUCGGAUUUUUGUUUAAUUCAUGCAAAGGCGCAGGUAUCAUUUAUAUGGGCUGUUAUCAAGAUAGCGGCAACCGAGUCCUGACAGAUUAUGAUUACUUUUCUGAUUCGAACGCACCAGCCGAGUGUUCAAAAAACUGCAGCAACUACAAAUUUUUCGGAGUGGAGGCGCGGAAUCAUUGCCUCUGUGGUAAUACGAUUAUUUCUGCAACCCAAGCGCUAGAGUCAGAGUGUCGUGGUAUUUGUCCGGGCAACAUAAGCCAGAUAUGCGGCGCUGAUAGGAGGAUUAACCUCUACAAACAUUGGGGCUGCCCACUCGGAAGUUACAGCGUAAACUGUUCUAAGCAAUGUCAUUGCCUUGUGAGUUCAUGCGACGAUGUGACUGGUGAAUGUGAAAAUGGUGGCUGUAAAGACGGAUGGAAAGGAAUAUCGUGUAAUGAAAAGUGUGGCGGGGUCCUGACGGAUCCAUUUGGCGUCAUCACGAGCCACAACUUCCCAUCGUAUUACAACAGCAAAGUGCACUGUACCUGGGUCAUCAACGCACCAGAGGGCUGCUGGAUCAAUGGGAAAUUUACAGACUUUGCACUGGAGUACCACUCCAAUUGUAUUUAUGACUACCUGGAACUCUUCAACGGACCUAACGCCUCCUAUCCGUCUAUCGGAAAGUUCUGCGGGACAGUGCCACCUAUGCAAUUUACGUCGCAGUCGAACUCUGUAUGUAUUGUCUUCUCCACAGACUCCGACAAUAGUGAAAGGGGUUUCAGGUUGACGUACACAAUCUCCGGACAAGCCAAAGAAACUACUGCAUCCAAGCCGAGCACGACAGUCACAAUCAGCAUCCCGACCGCAACAACUUCUAGCCCAACAAGAAACACUACAUUUGCUACAACACUUGCUGUGUCUUCGGUCCUCGGCGUUGUGCUUGUCGCUGUUAUAAUAUUUAUUGUGGUGUGCAUCAGAAGACGACAUCGCCAAUCGACUGGAGGGGUCUCUGCAAGUACAGAAUCGUCUCCUGAAAAUAACUACGACGACUUGUUAACAUCCAGGGACCCUGGCAACUAUGACUUCCUUCAAAUGACAACCCGUGGCCAGCAGGGAUGCACAAACUAAAAUAUUGCAGAUGCGAACGUCGCUUUGACGAAUGGACUUGGUCAAUAUGCGUUGGGAUUGUCCUUGUCCAGUGUUAACAUUUGUACAUAAAUAUUCGCUUUUGAAAUAUGUCAUAGGUACAUUAAAAUAGCAUGUUUGCCAUGUUUUAUCUCACAGUUAAAUGAAGUUGUUUUCUUAGAUGUGUAUAUUUGUACCAGAUCUAGAAAUUGAUACUUUAAACGUCAAAACACCACUUGCGAGUUUCUUGACCGAGAAAAGUUAUCGCUAUAAACAAACACUAGACAUAAACAAACGCAUGUAACAAACCAGUCUGAUAUUAUAACUACUACUGAUAGUUCUAGCAGCUUAAUAUAUAAACUCUCAUGAUCAGCAUCAUUCCAAGCUGUUCAGUAGUGAUUGCGCAGGUAACUUCAACAUUAGCGGGUCAGACUAAAAACUUAAGCAACAAAACCUACCAACAUUUUGUAACCCCUUGUUAAAGUGAACGGUAAUGCAAACGAACAUUUAUCAAUUUAAUGUUUGGGUAAUAUCGGUAAGUACUUUUUUCACCAACCAUUUUUGUUACAUAUACAUUUCAUCAACAUGUAUUAACGACUGCUCAUAUAUAUUUCUAGAUGUGUAUGAUAUUAUUUCAAUUAGUUUAUUUGGUGAUUACUUUUUUAUCAUUUGGUCAUAGUAGUAUGCACACUUCUUUGAUAUGAUUUGUAAUAUAUUUUAUGUAUAACUCAAGCUAUUUUGAUAGUAGUGUAAAUUGACAGAAUUGAGAAAAAUCUCGAAGCUUAUGCUAUGUUUCUCUUCUGUCAUAUGGAGUUGCUGCUUAUAUGGUGUCAACAAUUGAGCAUAAAACUACAAUGUACAUAAUGUCGAAACAAUGAAUAGCGAAUAAUAUAAGUACAUAGUGUACAGUAUCAGAAUGAAAAAUUAUAAGGGAAAUAAUACAAAAAAGUUACAAGAUGAUGUAGAUAACGAAAGAAAGAUACUACGUUUAUAUACAUCAGCAUUAUUAAUUUGUAAUAAAGAAAUAUAUAAAAGCGAAAGAGUUAUCGCAACUUAAGAAAGCUACGAUAAUAAAAAAAACAGUUGUGGGGACUAUCCGAUAUGUACAUAUAACUAGAAAUGUAUUAGUUGCACUAUUAUAUCAUUUUUUCAUUUGUAUAGUAUGACUUACUAUUUUAUAUUAUAACCCCACGUGUGACUGCGUACGUGGAUUCGUAGGUUCGUGUAUGUGCUUUUGCAAAUACGAGAUACUAGAGUAUUUAGUGGGUAUGCACUAAUUGCACAAAGAGACAUAGAUAUUUAACACCGACACAGUAUGCAUAAUGCAGGCCUUUGAACACCAGUGCCUACAACGACUGCUCAGCAUCGCAUACAUAGAUCACAAGACCAAAGAGUACGUCCGGAACAUAAAAUAAUGAUACCUUAAAGGCCUGUUGACAAGAUGUAUAUUCAUAACGUAUUGUAUAAGCAUUUAUUAAGCAGUGAGAACAAGUAUAAACGAUUUACCUGUUUUAGUUUCAUUUGAUCGUAUUAAAGAAUGAUAAAAGUAUGUUUCUUUUGUUUGCUUCCACCAAUCGAAUAGUGCAAUUAUAAUUAGAACAAAUAUAUUUUUUACUGUUUGAUUUUAAUUGUAAUGCUAUGAGGUUAAUUCGUUUAUGCAAUCAUAUUUUCAUGACCCUAUU